Paramuricea clavata is the source of this 998-nucleotide messenger RNA. The record is from the annotation of a GenBank genome assembly. Lineage: Eukaryota; Metazoa; Cnidaria; Anthozoa; Malacalcyonacea; Plexauridae.
AUGAAAAAAUUUGAGUACAAUGCCAGUUGUAUCUUGCCGUAUGGAUCAUGUAAGUGUACUAACACCUACAUAAGAGACAUUACAUUUCGUUCCUGUGUGCGCUUGUUUUUAGACAUUUGUAUUUUCUUGGAGCAGUUUAGAUAGAGUUAUAGAUACAGUUAUUUUGACCAUUUAAACUACAGUACCAUUAUAUAAUUUACUUUUUCUUUAUUUGUAGUUAAAGAAGACACGUUUAAUCUGAUGGUCGGAACGCACAGUAAAACAUUGAUGAUUUAUCAAAAUGUGACGUUAUCCUGGGCAGCACAGCUUCCUCAUAUCCCUGUUGAUGCUAAAGUCGCUAACUUUGCGUACGUUUUCUUUUCUUUCUAUUUAACGGUAACGUAUAGACAUAGACGAACUGUUUGUGGGUUCUUGUUGUGUCAACGCUUGUCUUUCAAGCUGGGAGACCUGCGUUCAAUCCUUGGUCAGACCUCUACUCAAGGUCUUAAAAUAAUUGAGGAAAAAGUGCUACAAUACCUGUCCACUGACAUCCAGGGGUGGAAAAAAUAGGCAAGCACUGCUCGCAGGAAAUGUUAAACAGCUGCAGGAAAUUUAGUUGAAUGAAGAUUUGCUAUUGAAAAUUUGAAGGAAACCUUAACACCCAAGUCUCGCUAUGGCCGCAACAACAUAUGGUUGACAAACAUUAUUCCUUGAAUUUAAAACCAUGGUCAGCUAGAACACUAUAUGUUUAUGCACAUGCAGAUUUAGCACAAAAAUACUCCGUUGGUCUGCAGGAAAUUUUUGUCUCCAGGUUGUGCUCCCAGGAAGAAAAUUGUUGGACUUGCAAUCACUCUUCUAGCUGUACAAGUCAUGACGUGAUCGAUGUGUAUAUUUCUAGGAAUUUAAAAGGCAUCAUUGUUACCCUAGACGAGACUGGUUAUAUCUACUGCAGCUAUCUGGGUACUGAUCCAUCUUUAUUUGUCACUCCACCAGCGCAUUCCCGUGACGUUCAAUACGAU